Messenger RNA from Aspergillus ruber CBS 135680, 570 nucleotides. RefSeq lists its product as uncharacterized. The record is from RefSeq and is a predicted model, not a curated record. The coding region runs from base 1 to 570 and encodes 189 amino acids. NCBI's taxonomy places the organism in Eukaryota, Fungi, Ascomycota, Eurotiomycetes, Eurotiales, Aspergillaceae. The transcript has 3 exons.
AUGAGAGCAGGAGGAGCGGGAUCGCUUCAUACGAUGAAUAGAAGACAGCUAGUUGAUGAGACUGGCUUUGCGUAUAGUUGGUGGUACACAUGGCCUGACGAGCACCUGAACUACAUGCGCGUGCGCGCCAGAACCCAUGGCAACUUCUUCUUCUCCCUAUUCAUCACCGGCUUCCGCUGGGCCCGGAACAACGUCGAGCACCCAGGCUGGUUCUCAUGGCUCUUCCGCCCCCUAUCAUGGACCUACCUCUUCUUCGCAAAGCGCAAACUCACCUCCCCCCAAACCCGCUCCCUUAUAACCUCCUCCCGAACAGCUUUAACAAUGUGGGAAGGCGUCCGCGAAAAGAAAUGGUCCUUCCUAUCGCCUCCGGGCCAGCUACGAGACCAAGGCGUUCGGACGGGAAGAUAUAAGGUAUUCAUAGAUUCGGAAGAGGAUCCUGCCGUAGAGGCCGUCGACGGCGCGAUAUAUAAUGAGGAUUUGGCGGUUGCGGUUGCGGAUGAGAUUGAAGGGCCGAGGAUGACAUUUUUGCAUUGGAGUGUUGUUGGGAGAGUUGGGUUGGCUGCUUGGUAG